Messenger RNA from Oncorhynchus gorbuscha (pink salmon), 1388 nucleotides. Its product is annotated as CMP-sialic acid transporter-like. Lineage: Eukaryota; Metazoa; Chordata; Actinopteri; Salmoniformes; Salmonidae. Gene Ontology annotation, cellular component: Golgi membrane. Gene Ontology annotation, molecular function: pyrimidine nucleotide-sugar transmembrane transporter activity. The coding region runs from base 134 to 1150 and encodes 338 amino acids. Gene Ontology annotation, biological process: pyrimidine nucleotide-sugar transmembrane transport. The record is from RefSeq and is a predicted model, not a curated record. The transcript is spliced from 8 exons.
GAAGAAGACGACCUUAUUCAGGAUUUCAUAUCUGAUAAUCAUACAUGUGAUGUUCAGUCAGACACGUCGGUAGGUGAUCACGUUAAGUACCCAAGCAUUCGUCUGACAACGGAUCACAACAAUCAAGUUAACCAUGGCUAACGAGCCAGUGAGUGUGAUGUUCAAGGUCUACUGUCUGUCAGUGAUGACACUGGUGGCAGCAACUUACACCGUGGUAUUACGAUACACAAGGACAGUAUCAUCAACAGUUAUGUACUUCUCUACAACAGCCGUAUGCAUCACGGAAGUUAUUAAAUUAUUCUUGAGCCUUGGGAUGUUGACCAAAGAAACUGGCAGCUUUGGCAGGUUAAAAGCGUCCAUAGUUGAACAUGUAUUUUGGAGUCCAAAAGAGCUGCUGAAACUGAGUGUUCCCUCUGUGGUCUAUGCAGUUCAGAAUAACAUGGCCUUUAUCGCCUUGAGCAAUCUUGAUGCAGCUGUGUAUCAGGUGACCUAUCAAUUGAAGAUCCCGUGCACAGCCUUGUGCAUGGUCCUCAUGCUGAACCGCUCUCUCAGCAGGCUGCAGUGGUUCUCAGUCUUUAUGCUGUGUUUAGGUGUCACACUGGUCCAGUGGAAACCGGCAGAGGCCACUAAAGUCCAGGUGGAGCAGAACCCAUUUGUGGGGUUUAUGGCCAUUGCUGUGGCUGUGUUGUGCUCCGGGUUUGCAGGUGUGUACUUUGAGAAGGUCCUAAAGAGCUCAGACACAUCCCUAUGGGUGAGGAAUAUCCAGAUGUACCUGUCUGGCAUUGUGGUCACCCUCGCUGGAGUUUACAUGACUGAGGGCGCUCAGGUCAUGGAGAAAGGCUUCUUCUACGGUUACACGCCUUGGGUGUGCUUUGUAGUCUUUUUGGCCAGUGUGGGUGGUUUGUACACAUCAGUGGUGGUGAAGUACACAGACAAUAUCAUGAAAGGCUUCUCUGCUGCAGCCGCCAUCGUUCUCUCUACUGUGGCAUCCGUCACUCUGUUUGGGCUACAGAUAACUGCUACCUUUGCUUGUGGAGCAAUGCUGGUGUGUGUCUCCAUAUACCUUUAUGGACUUCCGAAACAAGACACCACCAAGCUUCCAAGAGCAGACACAGACAAGGAGGCCAGGCAGAAACUGAUCACUGUUUGAAGCCUGGGUCUGGAAUAGCAAAGGUUUAUGGUCUUUCCUGACCUCUGUGUUGGAGCUGCCCAUGGAGCUGCCCUCUUUCACACUGCGGUCUACUGUUGUCCCAUAAGAGCGUCGGCAAGGAACGUCAAUCUAGAUGAAUCAUUAUAUCAGUAAUGAUGGAGCAUAAAGUAAGGGAAGUGUGGCGCUGAGGCAGAAUGUAUACAUAGAAAAUAAAUACCAUUUGGGUUUUUAUUCCUUA